Molecule: messenger RNA, 1613 nt
Organism: Nannospalax galili (Upper Galilee mountains blind mole rat)
Lineage: Eukaryota; Metazoa; Chordata; Mammalia; Rodentia; Spalacidae
Gene: Fscn2
Product: fascin actin-bundling protein 2, retinal
Exons: 6
Coding region: 991-1587 (198 amino acids)
Biological process (GO): establishment or maintenance of cell polarity; actin filament bundle assembly; cell migration
Cellular component (GO): cytoplasm; actin cytoskeleton
Molecular function (GO): actin filament binding; protein-macromolecule adaptor activity
Source: RefSeq, a predicted model, not a curated record
AGGUGCGGCCCAGGUGAGCGGGCGGGGAGGUGUGCGGCAGUGGCCAUAUUUGGCGAUGUGGACCCUUGCUCCGCCCGGCGCCUGGAGGCCCGCGAUUGCCCUGAGUCACGGGGGCGGACGUAACGGACGGGGCGCCCGGCUGUGCUCCUCGCCUUAUUUAGUCAAGCAGGUUGCCCAUUGGCCCGCGGGACAAAGGGGCGGCGGCCCUGGCCCACCAGGCCGGUUCGCGCUGGAGACCCUCGCUUGUGCCCCUGGACUCUGAACCGCGGUGUUCCCGGGGGACUGUGGCCGCAUGACCGGGGGAGGGGCGGCCGGGCCUGCGCCGGGUAGGGGAGGGAGGCGCAGUGUGCGCUGUGAUUUUUCUGUGUUGUAACUGGGUAGUGUGAGGCCUCGCCCAAGGUCACAUCGGGGCCGUUCUGGUCUGUGCUGUGCAAGUUGGUGACACAGGGCUGACCGACCCCUCUUGGAACUGGAGCCAGAGAAAGCCUGGCAUCCCUGGGGACCCAGUGGCCGUGGCUACCCUGGCUUUGGUGGUGGAUCCUGCAGGCCAGGAGCAGGAUUUGCAUGCUGCCAGAAGUGGGCGUGUCCUAUUGUAAGGAUGGAGCCGCAGCUCCGAGAAAUGAUCGGAAUUUUUUUCUGUGCUGGCUUCGCCCACUUUCUAUUGUGACCUGCUGCAUCUCCUCCUUUCGUGUUCCGGCCAUUUAAUGGGCAACCAUGGAUGUUCCUUGGACUCCCGGUUACCUCUGCACCUGGUAGCAAAGUCCUCCAGGACAUACUCCACCUGUCUGAGCACCUCCAUACUUCCUCCAACUGGCUGACUUCUUGUCAGGCAGAUGGAACAGGAAACUUGGUCUUGAGACUCCACCCCAGGUCUCUGCUGUUCAGCCAUCAAAGAUGCAAACAUAAUCCUGGAACCGAAAAGAGACGGUGGAUAAUAGAGUCAACGUCUCAGCCAAUCAGGAUGAAGAACUGGACCAUGAGACCUUUCUGAUGCAAAUUGACCAAGAGACAAAGAAGUGUACUUUCUAUUCCAGCACUGGGGGCUACUGGACCCUGGUCACUCAUGGGGGCAUUCAGGCCACAGCCACACAAGUUUCUGCCAACACCAUGUUUGAAAUGGAAUGGCAUGGACGGCGGGUGGCACUUAAAGCCGGCAAUGGACGCUACAUAUGUAUGAAGAAAAAUGGGCAGCUGGCAGCCAUCAGUGAUUUUGUGGGCGAGGACGAGGAGUUCAUCCUCAAGCUCAUCAACCGACCCAUCCUGGUGCUGCGCGGCCUGGACGGCUUCGUCUGCCAGCGCCGAGGCUCCAACCAGCUGGACACCAACCGCUCCACCUACGACGUCUUCCACCUGGGCUUCCGCGACGGCGCCUACCAGAUCCGAGGCCGCGGAGGGUUCUGGUACACCGGCAGCCACGGCAGCGUGUGCGGCGACGGCGAGCGGGCCGAGGACUUCCUCUUCGAGUUCCGGGAGCGAGGUCGCCUGGCCAUCCGCGCGCUCAGCGGCAAGUACCUGCGCGGCGGCGCGGCGGGGCUGCUGCGCGCAGACGCGGACCUGCCUGUGGGGGAUGCGCUCUGGGAGUACUGAGGCCCCGGUGGAAGGCAGCUGGACCC